Messenger RNA from Trichomycterus rosablanca, 1027 nucleotides. It is a transcript of the gene cygb2, whose product is annotated as cytoglobin 2. The transcript is spliced from 4 exons. The record is from RefSeq and is a predicted model, not a curated record. NCBI's taxonomy places the organism in Eukaryota, Metazoa, Chordata, Actinopteri, Siluriformes, Trichomycteridae. Gene Ontology annotation, biological process: oxygen transport. Gene Ontology annotation, molecular function: heme binding; oxygen binding; iron ion binding. Bases 1 to 942 code for a protein of 313 amino acids.
AUGACGGACACGCUGUUGCGCGAGGCGUGGGAAUGCAGGCACCUGAUCCACGUGCGCGUGCCGUCCCGUUACUACGCAACCGCACAUCUGUCCAUGAUGAGCCAGCAAUCCCAACGCCUCAUCUUUCACACUAGCUUACUACAUAGUAUACUUAACAACUCCAGCGGCGGUAUACUGCUUAGUACGGACCCGGAGGGCACACUGCCUCCCCGUGGGGGUCGCGAGGGGCGAGGGCUGAGAGCGGGGUGGCUCAACGCUCUCUGCUCUCUCGCCCUGCGCUUCUGUUGCCCCCUCCGCCGCUCUUCUCCUCCCCCUGUCCCACUCAUCUGCCCCUCUCCACCACCCCAAGCAGCCCUCCUCUGCUCCCCUUCACUGGCCACCACACCGUGGUGCGUGUGCAGCAUGGAGUCGGAGCGUGACCUGGACCAGCCGGAACAACGGGAGCGGGCCGAGCCAUUAAGUAGCAUGGAGCGCGCCAUCGUGCAGAACACCUGGGCACGUGUGUAUGGGAGCUGUGAGGACGUGGGCGUGGCCGUGCUAAUCAGGUUCUUUGUGAACUUUCCAUCAGCGAAGCAGUACUUUAGUCAGUUUCGUGACAUGGAUGACCCUGAGGAGAUGGAGAAAAGCUCCCAGCUGAGGAAGCACGCAUGUCGCGUCAUGAACGCCAUCAACACAGUAGUGGAGAACCUCCAUGACUCAGAAAAAGUGUCGUCUGUGCUGGAGCUGGUAGGCAAAGCUCACGCUGUCAAACACAAAGUGGAGCCCAUGUACUUUAAGAUUCUGAGUGGUGUGAUUCUGGAGGUCCUGUCUGAGGACUUGGGUGACUGUUUCACCACUGAGGUACAGACUGCCUGGACCAAACUCAUGGCACUGCUUUACUGGCACAUCACUGGAGCAUACCAAGAGGUGGGCUGGGUCAAACUGUCCAGCUCAGCUGUCUAAAGAACCAAGAAAGUGCAUUUCCAUCUACACAUUCUAAAGAGAAGCUUUAUUUAUUCAUUGUUUGUUUUACUGCCGUUUUAUCUUG